Erinaceus europaeus (western European hedgehog) is the source of this 1927-nucleotide messenger RNA. It is a transcript of the gene IL34, whose product is annotated as interleukin 34. The record is from RefSeq and is a predicted model, not a curated record. Gene Ontology annotation, biological process: positive regulation of monocyte differentiation; positive regulation of protein phosphorylation; positive regulation of macrophage differentiation. Lineage: Eukaryota; Metazoa; Chordata; Mammalia; Eulipotyphla; Erinaceidae. The transcript is spliced from 9 exons. Gene Ontology annotation, molecular function: cytokine activity; macrophage colony-stimulating factor receptor binding. The coding region runs from base 727 to 1494 and encodes 255 amino acids.
UCCAGCCCCGCCCUUGCUGGCUCUAGUUUCUGAAUCAGGACAGCAGUAGCAUGUUUCUCCUGUCUUCCCACUCAUCAGGAAGCCUGGUUUGUGGGCUGGGGGAAGCCGCAGCCUCUCUCACCUGACACUCACUGCCUCUAGCUCAUUGGCACCGGCAUAGGUUCUGGAACCCCACGAAGCUGUCAACAAAGCCCCUUUCCUGACCCGUGACCAGAAUCUGGGGAGUGGAGAGAGGAAGAAACAGACUUGUGAGAGAAGACACACCAUAAUACUGCCCCAUUACCCAACGUGCUUCUAUGCGAUGCUAGGACUCAAUCCACAGCUUCAUGUAUGAGCCAGACUUCACACUGAGCAGCUGCAGACGGAAAAAUCAGAGAAAGCACCAGCCAGCCCCAGAUUCCGAGGGGCCUGCUGGGGACUCUCUCCUGCCUGGGAAGGAAGAGUGCCAGGCCACCGGCUUAGGCCAGGUCCUGUCUGCCAUGGGAUUCGCAGCUGCCGCCCCCUGGCUGCCCUCUGCACAGCCAGGCAGAUAGAUAAGGGGCGCUGCCCCCCCCCCACACACCUGCUGCCCCCUGCCGGGCUGCUCCCUUGCGGCCAGCCCUUCCUCACUUUGGGCGCCUCUGCUGACCUGAGGCCAUGUAGGCCCAAUAGGGGUCUCUGUGGACAGACACGCCUCUGCCUGCUGGGGACACCGCCUCUGCUGUCUGGGGGACCCAGUGCAUCACCAUGCUCUGGGGACUGGCCAGGCUGUACUAUCUCUGGACCCUCCUGGGCAUGGCUUUGGGGCACAAGGGCUUGGAGGUGUGGCCCCUGACCCAGAGUGAGGAGUGCGAGGUCACCGGCUUUCUGCGGGAGAAGCUGCAGUACAAGAAUCGCCUUCAGUACAUGAAACACUACUUCCCCAUCAACUACAGGGUCAGCGUGCCUUAUGAGGGGGUGCUCCGAGCGGCCAACAUCACCAGACUGAAAGCACAAGUGAGCCAGCAGGAGCUACGGUAUCUGUGGGUCUGGGUGAGUCUCAGCACUACUGAGUCAGUGCAGGAGGUACUGCUGGAAAACCACCCGUCCUGGAAGUACCUGGAAGAGGUACAGACACUACUGCAGAACAUCCAGCGAAGCCUUCUGAGCACUACUGAACUCUGUCUUAUGACCAUGUUGGAGACUGCACCUGGGACCUUGGAGCUUCAGGGUGUGGAGGUCAGUCCCAAGGUGGAUACUUUGUUAUCACUCCUGAGUGCCUCAGGGCUGAACCUGAAGCUGGUACGACCCAAAGCCCUGUUGGACAAUUGCUUCCGUGUCAUGGACCUGCUGUACUGCUCUUGCUGUAAACAAAGCUCCAUUGUAACGUGGCAGAAUUGUGAGCUACCGAGCCCCCAUCCCAACAGCCCAGAGCCCUUGUCACAGUGCAUGGCCACCCAGCUGUAUCCCCCAUCCCAGCAGCCCCCAGUCUCUCUGUGGCACUCCUCAGAAGACAAGGCUGGACCCCCAGCUUAGUGAUGCUGCUGAGGACCUGUGUGUGACCUGGGGGGCAGAGAGGGGCAGCUACUGCAGGAGUGGGUGGUAGUGGGGAUCUCCCUAGUGGUAGAGGAGCCCCAGAAUGGUGUUCCUUUGAAGGGGAGUCUGUGUCCUACAGGGGCCCAGUCUCCAAUCUCCAGUAGUUCACAUGGUCUCGCCAGGAGCAGGGCUGCCUGGGGAGCACUUAAAGGUGGAACUCAGAGCUCCUGGCUCUUCCUGGUCACCUCCCUUGCCUGGAGGCCAUGGAAGAUGGUCCCCUGUGGCUUGUGGAGGUGGUGGACAGGUGGGCAGAUGGGGGAGCAACAUUCAGCAAGGCCAGGACAGGUAGUGCCCAAGCUACUUCUUGCCACAGCAAAUGUUCUUCUGGUUCCUUUUAUUAUUUUUUUUUUCUAUUAAACAUCUGCUUUGUUUU